AUGGAUUUUUAAAAAAAUUUAGACAUUUCUGUCGAAAAUAAUAACCAUUCUUAGUUAUUACCUCAAUCAAAUUUCCAAAAAGAUAGUUUAUUUGAUUAAACUAAUUAAAACUUGAAUAUUAACGAUUGCAAUUAACAGAAAGAUUUAGGAUUUUGGACAAAUCACAAUCCAAAAGAAAGAAAUGGUAAAUAAUAAAAUGCAAAUGCAGAACUUUAAAAAAGAAUUACAAGCGAAAUCUUUAAAUCAAAAGAAAAAAACGAUCUUGAUGAAUCAAACUAUAGCUAUAAUAUUUAAUAAAAUAGUUUUUUUUUUGAAAUCAAAGAAUAAGGAUGCUGUAAACAGCUAGAGGGUUAUAAUAAAGAAAAUUUAAAUCAAAAAAAUGCAAAGCAAGUAAGAUAGAUAAUAGAGAAAGGUUUUUUUAAAAUCUAAAAUGACAAUUCAAUUAUAAAGAGAGACAAAAAGUUAAAUUAAAGUUUCAAAAAUAUUCCUCUCACAUCAUAAAAGUGUGAAGAAAUUAUAACAAAAACUAAGAUUUAACCAUCAAAGAUAGCUUAAAUAAAAUACAAUAAAAUUAAAUCAUUUUUCAAGAUAAAAAGUUAAACUGAUUUCUGA
Tetrahymena thermophila SB210 is the source of this 612-nucleotide messenger RNA. RefSeq names its product ABC transporter family protein. Lineage: Eukaryota; Ciliophora; Oligohymenophorea; Hymenostomatida; Tetrahymenidae. The transcript is spliced from 3 exons. The record is from RefSeq and is a predicted model, not a curated record.